Molecule: messenger RNA, 234 nt
Organism: Closterium sp. Yama58-4
Lineage: Eukaryota; Viridiplantae; Streptophyta; Zygnematophyceae; Desmidiales; Closteriaceae
Source: the annotation of a GenBank genome assembly
AUGGGCGAGCAGGAGUCGGAAACGGACUACCGUAACCGUGCUCGACAAAUCCUGGCCGAGAUGCGGAUGGCGGGCGUCGAAUACUCGACACCCUCACCAGCCCGUCGCCGUCGCCGUCGCCGUCGCCGUCGCCGUCGCCGUCGCCGUCGCCGUCGCCGUCGCCGUCGCCGUCGCCGUCGCCGGGCAAUGCAGGAGGCAGAACGACCCACGGAGCUCCUUUUGGCAGGCGAAUAA